AUGCUUGCAGCAAAGGCGUCACCGACCCGCUGCAGCUUCUCCGGCCUCAUCCGCGCCCCUCCGCUCCCACACUUCACCACCUGCUUUCGCGCAGCAAUGGCCUCCUCCAGGCAGUACCAGAUCCCGCACACGCCGCGCGUCAUCUCGCCGUCGCCAACUCCUUCAGAGGCUGGCAGUGGAAAAGAUGGCUAUUUCCCACCUGUAACGCGUGCGUCGGCGCGCAAGAACAAGAUCCAGUCGCCCCCGCCCAUCGAAGAGGACUCGUCAAGCUCAGAUCCGGAGAAGCGCGCGCGAAGUAGAAGUCGCGAUCGAGGCACAGGCCGAAGGAAGAUCAGUGGCUUGACGUCGAGAAGGCAGCAGAAUGGAGGUCCCAAGAAAGAUCUCGCACUGCCAAAUGGCGCAAGCAACGGGCACCUGUCUCCGGCAGCCGCCAACAAGAUCUAUUGGCGAGAGCUGAGCCGCAGUCCGAGUCCGUUGGGUCUAAUUCCCAUCCAUCAAGAAUGGCGCUCUUUCAUCCACCGUCAUGAGAUCCCCCGCAAGAUCCUUCAUGUAUCCAUCGGAUUCGUCACGAUCUUCCUCUACUGUACCGGCCGCCAAAUGUCUCAGAUCCAUCCGGUUCUGCUGGCCCUGUUCAUACCCAUCGCUCUGACCGACAUUAUUCGACACCGCUACUGGCAGGUCAACCGCUUCUACAUCCGGUGUCUCGGCGCACUGAUGCGCGAAUCUGAAGUAGACGGCUUCAACGGCGUUAUCUCAUAUCUCCUCGGCGCGUGGAUUGUCCUGCGCUUUUGUCCUAAGGAUGUCGGCGUCGUUAGCAUUCUGCUACUCAGCUGGUGUGAUACUGCAGCAUCGACGUUCGGCCGCCUCUGGGGACACUUGACUCCCAAGGUCAGGAAGGGUAAAAGUCUCGCUGGCACAAUUGCGGCGUGCGUGACAGGCAUUAUCACAGCUGUCCUGUGGUGGGGCUGGUUAGGACCACUCUACUCCGAUCUCAACCAAGGCGAUAACGCAUUUGCUUUCCAAGACGCCCUCACACUUCCAACUCAAGUCCAGGAGUUGCUCGGACUAUCGGCGGCUCAAAGCUCCAUCACCGGAUACACGGCUCUUGCUGUCAUGUCUUUGGUGACUGGCAUCGUCGCAAGUGGCAGUGAAGCCCUGGAUCUCUUUGGUUGGGACGACAACCUUACAAUUCCUGUUCUUUGUGGAGCCGCUCUGUGGGGUUUUCUCCGCACGUUUGCAUGA
Messenger RNA from Boeremia exigua, 1242 nucleotides. RefSeq lists its product as uncharacterized. Gene Ontology annotation, molecular function: ATP-dependent diacylglycerol kinase activity. The coding region runs from base 1 to 1242 and encodes 413 amino acids. Lineage: Eukaryota; Fungi; Ascomycota; Dothideomycetes; Pleosporales; Didymellaceae. Gene Ontology annotation, biological process: phosphatidic acid biosynthetic process. Gene Ontology annotation, cellular component: endoplasmic reticulum membrane. The transcript is spliced from 3 exons. The record is from RefSeq and is a predicted model, not a curated record.